CGCCCUCUUGUGACUUGCUGACAUAAUCAAAAUUGUCUUGUGGUGGGCAGUGCAAAGAUUGGUCGCGCGCGCCAAUUUGCGUGGAAUUCUCUGUGAAAUAAUACCAAUUUGUGAAUUUAUAAAACACAGACAUGGCUCCCCCAUACUAUGCUGACCUUGGAAAGAAGGCCAAUGAUGUCUUCAGCAAGGGCUAUCACUUUGGUGUUUUCAAACUCGACCUGAAGACCAAGAGCGAGUCUGGUGUUGAAUUCACCAGCGGAAUCACCUCCAACCAGGAAAGCGGAAAAGUUUUUGGCAGCCUUUCUUCCAAAUUUGCAGUGAAAGACUAUGGCUUGACUUUCACAGAGAAGUGGAACACAGACAAUACAUUAGCUACUGACAUCACAAUCCAGGACAAGAUUGCUGCUGGCCUUAAAGUCACCCUUGAAGGCACUUUUGCCCCACAGACUGGAACUAAAACUGGAAAAUUGAAGACCUCAUUCACCAAUGACACAGUAGCAGUGAACACUAACUUGGAUCUGGACUUGGCCGGUCCAGUUGUAGACGUUGCAGCAGUACUAAACUACCAGGGUUGGCUGGCUGGUGUACACACCCAGUUUGAUACACAAAAAGCAAAGUUCUCCAAGAACAACUUUGCUCUAGGUUACCAAUCUGGUGACUUUGCUCUCCACACUAACGUAGACAAUGGUAAAGAUUUCGGCGGUUCAAUCUACCAGAAGGUAUCUGACAAGCUGGACUGCGGCGUCAGCAUGAAGUGGACGGCGGGUUCGGCCGACACAUUAUUCGGAGUUGGAGCGAAGUACGCGCUGGACCAAGACGCGUCUCUGCACGCCAAGAUCAACAACAAGUCCCUCAUCGGUCUUGGUUACCAACAGAAACUACGCCCAGGCGUAACCCUUACAUUGUCUGCUGCCAUCGAUGGACAGAACUUCAAUGCAGGUGGCCACAAGGUUGGCGUUGCCCUCGAACUCGAGCCCUAGAAAAUAUAACCAAACCUACUCUUGUAGAUAAAUACAUACUGUUAUCACAACCAAACAGCGUGUAUAGAGAAUCAAUCAGUAUCGUAGAAAUUACGUGUAUAGUGCCCGGAGCGUUCAAAACGCAAUAUUCCUUUCCUGCUUUCCUAAUAACGCUGUGAGACUAUUUCAUUAGCUUUUCCUAAAUGUUUGUAAACAAUUCGCGUCAAAAUAUAGUCUCACUCGACUUUUAAUUAAUAAAUCUUGUAAAUAAGCACCUGUGGUGUGAUAUAUAAUUGAUUGAAUGAUAAUAAAAAUGAAUAGUCUGUUUUAAUCAACUAAA
Molecule: messenger RNA, 1299 nt
Organism: Bombyx mandarina (wild silkworm)
Lineage: Eukaryota; Metazoa; Arthropoda; Insecta; Lepidoptera; Bombycidae
Product: voltage-dependent anion-selective channel
Biological process (GO): monoatomic anion transmembrane transport
Cellular component (GO): mitochondrial outer membrane
Molecular function (GO): voltage-gated monoatomic anion channel activity
Source: RefSeq, a predicted model, not a curated record